UCGAAGUGGUAAACAAACGUAUGCAUAUUACGAUGCAUCAUUUUUGUUUGUAAUUCAGCUAUAUAGAUUAGUUUCUUCGGGACAUUACUAAAAUUGUUAUCAUCAUGGACAUCCACAACGAAGUGCAGUCCACGGAGACAGAUUUCGAAAAAAAGAAAUUUGUUGUGCGAAAUGCUGCAGACAUUCAACGGGCAAAAUUGGAGAAACUUAUGAAAAAUCCUGAGAAACCGGUCAUUAUACCAGAAUCACCUAAAGAACGCGACUUCUCAAAUGCCAUUCCAACUUUCGUGCGCAACGUAAUGGGAUCUAGUGCAGGAGCCGGCUCUGGGGAGUUUCAUGUAUAUCGUCAUUUACGACGAAAAGAGUAUGCCCGACAAAAGCAUAUACAGGAGAAAAGUCGUUCGGAACAGUUGGACGAAGAUUUUCAACAGCGACUAGAGCAGAAUCGCUUAUUGGCGGAGGAAAAAACUGCUAAAAAGCGGGCGAAACGUUUGAAGAAGAAAAAUAAACAGAAGGCAAAUCGUGGUAAAAAACCUCGCAAGGAAAACCCAAUCGAAGAAAGCGAAGACGAAGAUGAUGAAAAGGAGGAGGGAGAAAAUUCCGACGACGCUAAGGAACAAGAACAUACUGAGGAUAGAAGUAAUUCACGAGAUGAGAACAUAAAUGAAGAUAAUAUGACGAAAGAAGGAUGUGCGCAAGAUGAGACCACGAAAGAAAGUGUUGAAAAAGAGGUACAUGCGCAAAAUGAAAAUGUAUCAAUAAAAGAGAACAUUGAAGAUGAAAUGAAGGAUAUACACAAAACGAACAAUGAGAAUGCAGAAUCCAUUACAGUUCAUGUAGCGGAAAAUGCAACUAAGGAGUCGGAAAACAUUGAACUCAACGACGAAGAUAACUCCAAUGUCGAACUAUCUGAACAUACAAAGUAAUUUUCAACGUUCAAAUGUAAGCUAGAUGUAAAAGAUUGAUUUUCUCCCAAAUCAAGCGAAUAAAUAAAAUUAACUUGUUUUGAUAACAAA
Messenger RNA from Malaya genurostris, 1016 nucleotides. Its product is annotated as PRKR-interacting protein 1 homolog. The record is from RefSeq and is a predicted model, not a curated record. NCBI's taxonomy places the organism in Eukaryota, Metazoa, Arthropoda, Insecta, Diptera, Culicidae. Bases 105 to 926 code for a protein of 273 amino acids. Gene Ontology annotation, molecular function: protein kinase inhibitor activity; protein kinase binding; double-stranded RNA binding. Gene Ontology annotation, cellular component: nucleolus. The transcript has 2 exons. Gene Ontology annotation, biological process: negative regulation of protein kinase activity.